This is a messenger RNA of Megalobrama amblycephala (Wuchang bream), 3058 nucleotides long. It is a transcript of the gene mpp4b, whose product is annotated as MAGUK p55 scaffold protein 4b. Lineage: Eukaryota; Metazoa; Chordata; Actinopteri; Cypriniformes; Xenocyprididae. The transcript has 22 exons. The record is from RefSeq and is a predicted model, not a curated record. Gene Ontology annotation, molecular function: protein binding. Gene Ontology annotation, cellular component: adherens junction; plasma membrane. The coding region runs from base 765 to 2663 and encodes 632 amino acids.
GUAUAAUGUGAAAACAGUGCAGUGUGAUGAGAAUCAAAAAACAAGUCAGAGUGUGUCAUUCACUCCACUCUUAUAAUCAAGAGGAUUACAUCCCAUGUACGUGUGUGUGUACGUGAUACAGGAUGUAUUCAGUGUGGGAUCAUCAUCUGUGUGCGAGUGGGUCAGCGGUAGAGAGAGAGAGAGGUGUUCUGUAUCUUAUGCAGUGGGUGAGGAAUGAUUAAAUCUUAAUCACCGAAUGUGUGUGAUAGUGAGAAUGUGGCACUGAUUGUGUUGUGUGUGAUUAUGUGUUAUGAAUCAAUAGCUGAAAGACUAAAGGAGUUUUGUGACAGAAUGACGUUUGAAAGAAUAUGAAAGGAGAUAAAUUCACUCAUAGUCACAUCCUGACUAUCCAAUCCCUCUCUUCUAAUUUCCUCUCUCACAUUCCUACACACUCUCUCUCCCCAGCUGACUCAUUUGCUUGUGAGGGAUUAAGCAGGAUAGAGAGGGAUUACGCUUCUUUUUUCCAAGAGGACUUUUCUGUGCUCUGUUAUGGAAUACUAUCCAUGUUAUUCCUUCUGUUCAUACCAUCAUUUCUGAGUAAGUUAAAACUGACCAUCAUCAUGCAAACUAAACCCUCUUCAGUGUGCUCGUCAGUGUGUUAAAUAUUAAACUGGGAUCUAAACUGAGAAGACGAACUGAACGUGAGGGAAAAGGGAGUUGUAUAUGAGGAGGGUCAGUGCAUCGUUCUGUUAUUCCCUGAAUCCCAAAACACUCCUGGAUUGACAAUGAGACCAGACGUGGAGACUGAUCAACGGUCAGCUCCACUGGAGAUGGGAGACAAAGGUCUGACACAGAUCUUAGCAUAUGUGAUUGCUGAGGUGAGGGGUUCUGUCAAUAAAGAUAUAAAUGGAGCUGAAUUAUUGCACAGUCUCCUCAACGCCCCCUGGUUGCAGUCCCUACUAAAGGUGUAUGAAUGUCUACAGAGGCACAUAAAGGGUCCAGCUAGGCCAUAUCUCUCCUAUUCUUCUGGACUCUCACUACAGGUUCUGUCUGACUUGCUUGCAGUCCCAAACCCCUCAAAUGAAGCUCGAGAACUGUAUGCCCUCCUCAGUAAGCCCCACUUUCAGGCUCUCCUCUCAGCUCAUGACACAGUAAGUCUGAGGGACUAUGAGCCAGAUCUACCAGCACUGCCUAAAGACCUGCCUGAAGAUGAGGAAGUCAUGAGGAUUGUUUGCUUAGUCAAAAACAAUCAGCCUCUGGGAGCAACAAUCAGGAGAGAUGACGUGACAGGGGAAAUAUACAUUGCUCGGGUUAUACAUGGAGGACUGGCUGACCGCAGUGGUCUUUUGCAUGCUGGAGAUAGGCUCGUGGAGGUAAAUGGUCAACCUGUGUUUGGACUGGAACCUGAACAGAUCAUACAAAUUCUGGCUCACUCCCAUGGAACCAUAAUGUUUAAGGUGGUUCCCAUCACUGACAGGCCAGUCAACAACCAAACCAUGCUGUAUGUGCGAGCCAUGGUGGACUACAAUCCCCAGUUGGACCCUUCCAUUCCCUGCGCAGAUGCCGGCAUGGUGUUCAGGAAGGGAGAUAUAUUAGAGAUAGUGGAUCAGUCAGACACCCUUUGGUGGCAGGCUGUAAAACUACCUAGCAUCUCUGCCUGCGCUGGCCUCAUUCCUUCCACAAGCUUGCUGAAAAGGAAGCAGAAAGAGUUUUGGUGGUCUCAGCCUUAUCAACCUCACACUUGUGUCAAAACCUUGAGUACAGUGGAUGAAGAGGAUGACCUGAUUGCCAUAGAUGAAAAAUGUGUUGAAGCAGAUGAGGAGGCGUUUGAAUCUGAAGAGCUAAAAGAUGAGGAGAGCGAAUUCAACACGAACAUUGAGGGGAUUUAUCUGACUGGUUUUCGACGAAGUCUGCGUCUCUGUCGUCGUCGGCGAGGUCAGGCUUUUGGGACGUCCCAGUCCUGCACCAUGCGCUGCCCCACAAGCUGUUACAGUUCUCUGGCCAACCCUUAUGAGGAGGUGGUGCGGUACCAGCACCAUCCGGGGCACACACACCGCCUCAUAGCACUGCUGGGUCCGUCUGGUGUCGGGGUGAAUGAAUUACGCAGGAGGCUAAUUGAGAUCAAUCCAAAGGUCUACCAAGGAGCUGUUCCUCAUACCACACGGCCACCCAAAUGCCAUGAGGAAUCUGGCAGAGAAUAUCACUUUAUCAGCCGAGAGCAGUUUGACACCAUGGUCUGCAAUCACAGAUUUAUUGAGUUUGGGGAGUUGAGAGGUCAUCUCUAUGGCACUAGUGUGGAUGCGAUUAAAGAUGUUUUGGCAAGUGGGAAGAUCUGUGUGAUUGACAUUGAGCCACAUGCAUUAGAGUCAGUGAGGACGGCAGAGCUGAGGGCGUAUGUCAUCUUUAUAAAGCCUCCAACUGUUGAGCAGAUGAAACGCACACGGAUGAACUUUCAUAUCAUCACAAAUUACUACAUCAGCCGACCCUUUAAGGAUGAAGAUUUUCAGGAGAUCGAGGAUGCUGGACGCAAGAUGGAACAGCAUUACUGUCAGUUCUUCGAUCAUGUGAUUGUAAACGACGGUCUGCAGGCCGCAUGUGUGCAGCUGCUGACUGCAGUGAGAAGAGCUCAGGAUGAACCACAGUGGGUACCGACCGCAUGGAUCAGAUCAACGAACCAGUCUUAAUAUGAAGAGACGUCACGCGAAGAGCUCAGGGAUACUGUAGGAGUGCAGAUGGGCAUGGAUGUGCAAAUAAACUUCCUUUUUCACCUUUUAUGGUGGGAAUAAUGUGUUUUGUCUGUGAAAAUGUUAGUCUUGAUAUAAAAUAAAAUGUUCACAUUUUUUCAGGUGUCAUUUUGUUUGCACUUGUGAAAAAAAAUUAUAAAACCUAAACCUUUAUUAAUGUCAAUGUCACUUUAUUUAUAUAGCACAAUUAAAACAACACUUGUUGACCAAUGUGCUUUGCUUUACAUCAUUUGUAAAAUAACACAUCACACCACAAUAAGACAUGUCAAACAGUCAGUGAAUGGUUAAAAGCCAUGAAAAACAAGUUUUAAAGGGAUAGUUCACCCAGAAAUGAA